AUGCCAGAAUUUCAGAUCCAUGACGAUGCCCUCAUCUCCCUCAAGGACAAAGUUGUCCUUAUAACAGGAAGCACCUCUGGUAUAGGCCUUGCAACCACAAAAUUAUGCCUCGAUCUCGGCGCAAAAGUCAUCGCGGGCGACAUGAACCCCUUGUCCGACCAGUUCCUCCUCCAACAGCAAGCCGAAGAGCAGGACCAGCCAUCACAAUCACAACUUCUAUUCCAGCAGACGGACGUCACAGACUGGCCUAGUAUCCGCAACCUCUUCAUCCGCGGAUUCAGUCACUUCGGACGGAUUGAUCAUGUCUUUGCGAAUGCGGGGAUUGGACCGAGGACUAAUUUUCUCGAGGAGAGAUUUGAGGAGGGUGCAACAGAUGAUGGCGAAAAACUCCUCGCGCCACCUGAUCUCCGGACCGUCAAUGUCAAUCUUCUGGGCGUGAUCAAUACGGUUCGCUUGGGGAUUUACUACCUCCGCCGUGAAACAUCCGAUCGCACCUCCGCCUCAGUCUUACGAAGUAUAGUACUCACUGCAUCGGCAUCCUCGUUCCAGAACUUCAGCGCGGCGGAUUAUACUGUGGCGAAGCAUGGUGUUCUCGGGAUUCUUCGAGGCCUUGUAAACGGUCUACAAGCUGAUAGCCUCAAGGCUGGUGAAUAUCGCUGUCCUCGCGUGCGCCUAAAUGCGAUAGCGCCCUCGUGGACGGCGACAGGCAUGGUUCCUCGCGAUGUAUUGGCGGAAAUGGGAAUUGAGGUUCAGGAGCCGGAGGUUGUGGCGCGGAGUGUGGUUAUGCUGUGGAAUGAUGAGAAGCGGCACGGGGAGGUGAUUUAUAGCUGGGGCGGGAGGUAUGUGGAGAUUAAUCGGCGGGAGGAGGGUUUGCUUGAUGGGGCGAUCAGGGCGGUGCCGAAUAAAAUACUCGAGGAAGAUGUUCUGGCGAGAUUGAAGAGAUAA
Messenger RNA from Aspergillus calidoustus, 945 nucleotides. Lineage: Eukaryota; Fungi; Ascomycota; Eurotiomycetes; Eurotiales; Aspergillaceae. The record is from the annotation of a GenBank genome assembly.